Molecule: messenger RNA, 1865 nt
Organism: Oncorhynchus mykiss (rainbow trout)
Lineage: Eukaryota; Metazoa; Chordata; Actinopteri; Salmoniformes; Salmonidae
Source: RefSeq, a predicted model, not a curated record
AUGCAGGGCUUUGGCACGAUAGUCAUCCUGAAACAAAUGGUCCUGUUUUUCUUGGAGAGGCUCCCUCCUGCAUCAGAGGACCUUGAGUCAGAGUUCCUGACUAUCACUGAUCGUAUCUGCACGCUGUUUCAAAGCAUCACUGCCAGAUUCCGCAACAUCGUUAAUGAGGAGCUGGAGAAGUGUACCGACUCAGACAGUAAGAAGUACUGGGCUUACACCUUCUACUGGGAGUACAUGAAGAGGUACCCAUCAUCCCAGUGCCUGGGGAUUGAAGCCUUCACAUGUGAUGAGGAGAGAUGUUUAGUGGUGGCCAAAAUGUUUGCAAAGAAGAUGUACCCCAAGAUGCUCCCCUCAGCAGCAGACUUCGACGAGGCUGAAGAUUCAGGCAGCAAUGGAUCUGUGGACUUGAACCUGGCGAUCCCAGAGACCGCUAACCCUGUCAAAGUGGUAGACAUCACAACACCCCUGGCCACUAAUCCAGUCAACCUUCAGGUUUUGGAUGAAACACUUGUCCUUCAGUCAGGCUUUGCCACAGCACACUGUACCUCACCUCCAGGCUUUGCCACGGCACACUGCACCCCACCACCAGGUUUUACCCCGGCACACUGCACCCCACCAACAGAAUUUUCCCCAGCACCCUGCAUUCCACCCCCAGGCUUUGCCCUUGCAACCUGCACCUCGUCGCCAAGCUUUGCCGCUAAUACCAUGCAGGGCUUUGGCACGAUAGUCAUCCUGAAACAAAUGGUCCUGUUUUUCUUGGAGAGGCUCCCUCCUGCAUCAGAGGACCUUGAGUCAGAGUUCCUGACUAUAACUGAUCGUAUCUGCACGCUGUUUCAAAGCAUCACUGCCAGAUUCCGCAACAUCGUUAAUGAGGAGCUGGAGAAGUGUACCGACUCUGACAGUAAGAAGUACUGGGCUUACACCUUCUACUGGGAGUACAUGAAGAGGUGCCCAUCAUCCCAGUCCCUGGGGAUUGAAGCCUUCACAUGUGAAGAGGAGAGAUGUUUAGUGGUGGCCAACUUGUUUGCAAAGAAAUUGUACCCCAAGAUGUUCCUCUCAGCAGCAGACGUCGAUGAGGCUGAAGAUUCAGGGAGCAAUCGACCUGUGGACCUGAACCUGGCAAACGCCAACGAAUUUGUCCCUAACCCUGUCAAGGUGUUGGAGUUGCUUCAACCCCUGUCACUGCCAGACAUCAAAAAGCCCUUGACCACUAUCCAUGACAAAGUGCUGGACAACACAACAACAACCCUGGUUGAUGCCCCAGUUAAGGUGGACAGCAUCACAACACCCCUGGUUGAUGCCCCAGUUAAGGUGGAAAACAUCACAACACCCCUGGUUGAUGCCCCAGUUAAGGUGGACAACAUCACAACACCCCUGGUUGAUGCCCCAGUUAAGGUGGACAACAUCACAACACCCCUGGUUGAUGCCCCAGUUAAGGUGGACAACAUCACAACACCCCUGGUUGAUGCCCCAGUUAAGGUGGACAACAUCACAACACCCCUGGUUGAUGCCCCAGUUAAGGUGGACAACAUCACAACACCCCUGGUUGAUGCCCCAGUUAAGGUGGACAACAUCACAACACCCCUGGCCACUAAUCCAGUCCACCUUAAGGUUACCGAUGAACCAGUUGAAUUCCAGUCAGAAGAUGUUGUGGUCAUUAAACCAAAGAAAAGCAGAGCCAUGAGAUUCUUCAGUCGACUUUUCUGCUGCAUAAACGAAGAUGAUUUGAUGGUGUGAACCUGACCAGCUUUUCAGAGGAUAAUUUCAGCUCACACACAAACACACGGGCACGCACACACAUGUAUUCGCAUGCACACACACACACAAACACACACACACACACACACACACACACACACACACAC